Molecule: messenger RNA, 3718 nt
Organism: Epinephelus moara (kelp grouper)
Lineage: Eukaryota; Metazoa; Chordata; Actinopteri; Perciformes; Serranidae
Gene: miga1
Product: mitoguardin 1
Exons: 16
Coding region: 157-1929 (590 amino acids)
Biological process (GO): mitochondrial fusion
Source: RefSeq, a predicted model, not a curated record
GCGUGCUGCCGCCCGAGUCCUUCAUUCAGCUGCAGCUGAGGUCAGCGGGAGGAUCAGCUACUGCACCGGGGAACAGACCGAGGAGGACAUAACAAAAUCUCCAGAAGAAUGGUGAUGAGGAUAAGAGAGUUGCCAAGUCAUGGAUAGACUGCCACAAUGACACAUGAGACCCUCACAAGCUCCCAGCUGUCUGUCAAGACGGCUGCUCUGCGCAUGGUCGACCUGCCGCUGUCCGUGUGCAGCUCCCUGGCACAGGUGAGUGUCAGCACAGGCACCAAGAAGCUGUUAGCGGCCACUGCCUUUGGUGCCGCCUCGCUCCUCUUCCUCGCUCGCCGCUUCCAGAGGAGGAAGGGCAGAAAGAAGGCUCACUCUCCUCAGUGGGAGCAUGCUGGCUUUGAGUUUUUGACCUCAGCAGAAAACGAUAACACCAGUCAGAACAUCACUCUGUCCCUCAACUCAAAGAAUGGCUUCUCGUCCGGUCUGGUUCUCAAUUCAGGAGACUACAGAAAACUGUCUGGGUCUCUGCUCAGCCUGGCCUCGGUAAAAAGCAUGAACUCAUCCAGCAGCAGCACUUGUGCAAAUGAAUCCAGCUGCUGGGACAGAGUGGGAGAUGCAGAUAUCUGCAGUGUAGUUAACCUACCUGUCACCACACCUGAAAACCUGUACCUCAUGGGUAUGGAUUUAUUCGAGGAGGCUCUGAGGCGGUGGGAGGAAGCAUUGACAUUCAGGAGCAGGCAAAAUGAGGACGAUGCCAGCUGUGCAUCCGUCAAAACGGGAGCUGGAGACGCCAUCGCUGAGCAGAGCAUGGAGGACGUCAUCAGUGCAGAGUUCAUCCACAGGCUGAAGUCUCUGCUGCAGAGGGCUUACAGCCUCCAAGAGGAGUUUGAGGGAGUGUUGUGCAUGUCAGAGCCCUCGUCCCACAGCAACAGCCAGGAUAAAAUGGCAGACAUAUUGGCCAGAGACGAGCUGGACGACCCCUGUCUGAGAGACAGCAUCAGCAUCGCCUCCACUGACUCAUUUGUGUCUGCCGCUGAGCUGUCAGAGCAUCGAGAGCUGAGGAGCGCCUUCGCUCUUGGUCAUCUGCUUUUCUACGAGGAGGCGCUGCAGAUGGCUGAGGACGGCAAGAUCUCCUGCAGGGUGCUGCGGACUGAGAUGCUGGAGUGUCGUGGGGACAUUGAUUUUCUGGCCAAGUUGCACUGUGUGCGGCAGGCAUGUCAGCUCAUUCUGUGCGAGAGAGCGACCCGGAUGUUUCUGGCUGACACAGGAAAGAAAGUACUGUCUUCCAUUAUUGUUAAAGCACAGAAGAGCCCAAGGAGAUUUGAGGAAGUGUUUGAGGAGAUGAUCUCCUUCCUGGAGGACACAGAGCACUGGGAAAACACAGAGGUGGAGCUGGCCACACGAGGGGUGAAGCACUUGAACUUCUAUGAUAUAGUGCUGGACUUCAUCCUGAUGGACUCAUUCGAGGACCUGGAGAAUCCACCGAUCUCCAUCCAGAACGUGAUCAACAACCGCUGGCUUAACAGCUCCUUCAAGGAGACGGCAGUGGCCUCGAGCUGUUGGUCAGUGAUGAAGCAAAAGAGACAACACAUGAAGGUGUCUGACGGCUUCAUCGCGCAUUUCUACGCUGUCUGUGAACAGAUCAGCCCCGUUCUGGCCUGGGGCUUCCUGGGGCCCAAGAGCUCCCUGCACGACUUCUGCUGCUUCUUUAAGGAUCAGGUGCUGUACUUCUUAAAGGACAUUUUUGACCUGGACAAAGUGCGUUAUUCCUCUGUGGAGAGUCUAGCUGAGGACAUGCUCCACCUGCUGCACCGGCGCUCUGAACUGUUGGUGGCCUACCUGGGAGCCGACUCCCUGCGGCACGUCAACGGCUGCAGCUCCCCGCAGGUGCAGCUGGUGCCCAGCGCCCUGCUGGAGGCUCGAGUGCAGUGAGAGACAGGGUAACAGACCCUCGUCACCAAAACACUACACACACAUGGAAAUCUCAGCUUUAUUGUAGGGUGAGUUCACAUCAACUGUCUGGUCGCACACAUCUUCAUCUUCCAUCUGUUGGACAGAACUGCUCAUUUAAGAACUUUGAUGUAAAACACCAUUUGACACCCACUCAUCACAUCUCCCAUAAUGCAUUGUGCUCUCAUUGCUCUGUAUUGAGGAUAAACUGUACCAGCUGUCUUGCCUUGACACUUGAUCAUUACCUCCAGUGUGGCCUCCUCCUCCCCAGCUCCCCUUUUCACUGUGCCAUGGCAGUGCGCGUUAUAAAAUAUCAUAGCAAUAAUAUUUGUAAUUUAAACUUGCUGUGAAGCAUUUAACGUUAAUUAACUUGCAGUAGAUAUUCCAUUGUGUAAGUUAAAGCAUAUUUAUUGCUGUUUAGAGCAAUUUGUGUGACGACAAAGGGUAUUUUACAGUAUUUAUUUUACUAUACAGCUGAAAUGAUGCAGGAUUUAUUUUUUAGAAGUUAUAGUUGUGCCUGUACGCAGCAAUAGAUUUGUGUCAGCUUCAGACAUACAGUAUGAAUACCAAUGUUGUAUAUUAACUUUACUAGAUAGAGAUCUAUUAGAUGUAUUUCCACAUCCUACUGGACGUCAACAAUGCAAAACCAUUAAAUGUACUUUUUGUUAUAAGCACAUGUUGCACAGGGAAAUGUUGAACAAAGGAACUCUGAGAAAUGUAAAAUGUGUUGGUGAUAUUAUGUUAAGAUAUUAAAAAGGACUCAAAAACUGUCAUGCAAUAUAUUAUAUGAAACCCAGCUCAUGCAGCCUACAAGGCCCUUAAUCCCAUCACACUGCCAGCGACAGGAAACACAAGAUUAUACUCUAUUACAUAAUCCUACAGCUGUUCCACAACAGUUAUCCAUGACGGGCAAACACGCAAGAAGCCUUACUAUCACUGCACAUAUUCCAAGCCUUGUCUUCAUCACUGAAUGUUAUUAAAAAUAUAUUAUAGUCUACUCUGCUGAUCAGUCACUGCCGUGUACAGAACAUGCACAACAUUAAAGCUUUGAGCAGGAAUAUUCUUGAGUGGGGGUUCAUGUUGCAGAAAUGCUAGACAUAUUUUAGGAGGGAUAAAUGUUAUUUUCAGGAUUUCCCUUUAAAAAGAUGGACCUGAAUGAAUUUGAACCUAUCUUGAAACUAAAUCCACAUGCCCCCUGUGUACUCAGAAAGAGUUACUGGUGUCUGUGAUCAUUCCUUCUGGUGGUAUCUGAAGUACAGAUGAAGCUAAAGCAGUCUGAGUCAGUCUUUUGAUUCAAAAUUCCCCUUUCCACAGAUGCUUUCCUCUAGAGGUCAAACUAUUAACUACAGCUAUUGAUUUUUUUUAAUGUCACCAUGGGCUCGAGUAACUUGAUCUGACCAAAUGAUUUAUCGAGGGGGAAAAAAGCGUAUUGAUCUAUAUUAAGUUGUUGGUUGCAGACCUAGUUUCCAUGACAGCAGUGGUUACAGUAGUACUUUAAAAAGGGACUGAAACUUUGAAUGUUUCUCAUCUGCUUUCUUACUCAGACUGCUGAAGUCUUGUUGACUUUACUUAAUUGACAGUGCAUUAUGAAGGGAUGUUUUCAAAGCCAGUAUGAACAGGAGGAAUGACCACGAGUUUUGUUCUACGACAGGUUUGUGGAAAAUAUUAAACUGUCAUUUGAAAUGAAUAUUUAUCACACCUGAAAGGGUUUUACAUUUGUGAGUUCACUUUGUUUUUGUGUAUAAAUUAAGCAAAUAAAGACUAAUGAGAA